Poecilia latipinna (sailfin molly) is the source of this 2789-nucleotide messenger RNA. It is a transcript of the gene pfkfb2b, whose product is annotated as 6-phosphofructo-2-kinase/fructose-2,6-biphosphatase 2b. Gene Ontology annotation, molecular function: 6-phosphofructo-2-kinase activity; ATP binding; fructose-2,6-bisphosphate 2-phosphatase activity. The coding region runs from base 312 to 1775 and encodes 487 amino acids. The transcript has 15 exons. Lineage: Eukaryota; Metazoa; Chordata; Actinopteri; Cyprinodontiformes; Poeciliidae. Gene Ontology annotation, biological process: fructose 2,6-bisphosphate metabolic process; fructose metabolic process. The record is from RefSeq and is a predicted model, not a curated record. Gene Ontology annotation, cellular component: cytosol.
AAAGAAAAAAAAAAACCUGAAUCUGACGUGGAGGCGCACCUCCAGCUCGGACAGACACCAGCGCGCCGUGGACGCGCCUCAACACGAAGGACAGGCCGACCGACCAGACUGGCUCCUCCGACCGCAGCGUCCGGUUCAGACUGUCGGUCCUGCUGAUCCGGGUAUUUACCCGCGAUUAAAUCCUGCAGAGGCGGUGCUAUAGUUUAAAAGGAUCCUCGGAUUUGCAAAGCGAUCAGAGAUCAGUUUGGACAACGUUCCCCUGAGAAUGUGCAGAUUUUUUUCAUUUAGAUAAAAACUGAUUAAAUUUCGACAUGUCCUGCACCCAAAGAGACAUUGGAGCUUCCACAAACUCCACAGAAGCCAAAAGAACAGACCCGAGAUGCAACGAGAAGAAAUGCUCAUGGGCUUCUUAUAUGACAAACUCUCCAACGAUGAUCGUGAUGAUCGGCCUGCCUGCAAGAGGAAAGACCUACAUGUCAAAGAAACUCACUCGUUAUCUCAACUGGAUUGGAGUCCCAACCAAAGUGUUUAACUUGGGCGUGUAUCGCAGAGAGGCAGUCAGAGCCUAUAAAUCUUAUGAUUUCUUCCGCCACGACAACGAGGAAGCCAUGAAAAUAAGAAAGCAGUGUGCUCUGGUGGCUCUGCAGGAUGUGAGGGUCUACCUAACAGAGGAGGGAGGUCAGAUUGCAGUUUUUGAUGCAACAAACACAACAAGGGAGCGGCGAGAUCUUAUUCAAGCUUUUGUGAAAGAGAAUGGCUUCAAGGUGUUCUUUGUGGAGUCGGUGUGUGAUGACCCAGACGUCAUUGCUGCUAAUAUUCUGGAAGUUAAAGUCUCCAGUCCAGAUUACCCUGAGAAGCACAGAGAGAGGGUAAUGGAGGAUUUCCUGAAACGGAUUGAGUGCUACAAGGUCACCUACCAACCGUUAGAUCCUGAUGACUAUGACAAGGACCUCUCUUUUAUCAAGGUUAUAAAUGUGGGCCAGCGUUUUCUGGUGAACCGAGUGCAGGAUUACAUCCAAAGCAAGAUAGUCUAUUACCUCAUGAACAUCCAUGUCCACUCACACUCCAUUUACCUGUGUCGACACGGAGAGAGCAACCACAAUGUGGAAGGACGGAUCGGAGGAGACUCUGAGCUUUCUCCAAGAGGAAAAAAGUUUGCCCACGCCCUGCGAGAUUUCAUUGAAGAGUAUGAGUUGUCGGAUUUGAAGGUGUGGACGAGCCAGCUGAGGAGGACCAUCCAGACAGCGGAGGAACUCAGUGUGCCUUAUGAGCAGUGGAAAAUCCUCAACGAGAUUGAUGCUGGUGUGUGUGAGGAGAUGACUUAUCAAAUGAUCCAGGAGACUUUUCCAGAGGAGUUUGCUCUGAGAGACCAGGAUAAAUACCAUUACCGCUACCCAGGAGGAGAGUCCUAUCAAGAUCUUGUACAGCGUCUUGAGCCGGUUAUCAUGGAGUUGGAGAGACAGGGCAAUGUCCUGGUUAUCUGCCACCAGGCGGUGAUGCGCUGUCUCUUGGCCUACUUCCUGGACAAGGGUGCAGAUGAUCUCCCUUACAUGAAAUGUCCACUCCACACAGUGCUUAAGCUAACUCCAGUUGCAUAUGGUUGUAAAGUGGAGAUGUUUUAUCUGAAUGUGGAGGCAGUAAACACACACCGAGACCGGCCACUUUUCAACACAUUGGCGCCGCAGCUGCAUUGGAUCCCUCCAUGUGAGGCUUUGCUGAUCCCUUUCUUGAUAGCCCAGUUUUGUUCUGCCUCUUCUAUCUUUAACUUUAAUUAAUCAGCUUGGCUUGAGCUCUGAACCUAACACUUUUAAAUAAGGUUUACUUUUACUCAUAUUGUAGCUCCCUGGAAGCUGUGGCUUAUAAUGCAACCUGCUUGGCUGACUUCAUUAUUGCCAUUAAAUAUGACUGCAUCUUGAUUCAAUUGUUGUGUGUAUCUGGAAAAAAGAGUGUGAGGCACAAUUAGGCCAGAACGUCCAUUUUUAAGUGCAGUGUCUUAAAAAAGUAUUCAUAGCAUUGACCUUCUUGAAAUUUUAUCAAUAAACAAAAAGCAGCGCAUUAUGUAAAAUUGAAAGAAAAUAAUGUAUUUUUUUAUUAAAAUUAUGGUGUGCACAUAUUUUCAAUCCCUCUACAGUCUAUGGUAAGCUGAACCACCUUUUCAACAAGAGUUUGCUUCAUGCAAUAGCAGCCACUGCAUACUGGCACUAUCCAUUCACUACAGUGGGAUUUCUGAGGCUAUAUGGUUAGACUGGAUUUUAUUUAGGGAUAUCAGAACAACCACCUGUAGUGUUCACCACUACAGGUGGUGUAUUCACCUGCAGUGAAUACAGUACAUUUUUCAGAUUUUAGACUUAUUUUGUUGUCGUUGCACAAAGACACGACAGUGAAAUUGACAACAAAAUGUCAUUGCUUUUUAUUUGUAAUAAAUGUAUCGUCCUUAUCCUUUCACUUCAGACAUAUUCAGAUGUGACAAAAUGUGAAAAGAUUUAAACUACUUCUUCAAGGCACUCUAGUUUCUCUAUUAUGAUACAUACUUUCCGAUGCAGGUUUUUAUCUCUUCAGUCAGAGCUCCACUGUAUCUGUCCAUUAAUGUGGGCAGGUAUUUAGCAUUGCUGUGUCCUUUCAGGUGGUGCCCCCGUCUCAUCUGUCCCCCGAUCUUUUUCCUUUAACCCUUGCGGUAUUUCAUCUUCUGACCAGGGUAAGGUUCCGAGGGACUCUGCUCUCAUACAUCGCCGGAAUAGUUACACUCCCUUGUCCAGUUACGACCAGGUGAAGCGGCCCAGGCUCUACAG